AAAAAUAUAAUAGUUGAAAUAUUUAAUGCACACAAAAGUUUUUGUAAAAAGGAAUUGUACAUAAAUGGCAAAGAAGAUGUAUUUGCUAAUGCAUUAACAAUCAACUAUGACAAAUCACCCGAAGUAAAUUCUUUAGAAAAGUACAAAGAAUUUAUUUCCAAAAUUGAUGAAGCAAAAGCUAAAAUUUUUCAAGAGACAAUCCAGAAAUUAAAAGAAAUUCUAAGUAAUUCUAAUGUAGUUCUUCAGUAUGGUUUUUCUGUUGAAUCGACU
This is a messenger RNA of Cotesia congregata, 270 nucleotides long. Lineage: Eukaryota; Metazoa; Arthropoda; Insecta; Hymenoptera; Braconidae. The record is from the annotation of a GenBank genome assembly.